AGUCAGCGCCUUUAAAUCCAAGGCUGCCGUAGGUACUUUCCUUGCCAUUGUCAUAUAAACAAACAAUUAGUGCCAAAAAUAUAAGCAAUUUAUUUCUUUUAAAAUACAAAGUGUUUGAUAGUGUCCCUUAAGAAGCCUGAUCCGCGGCCAAAUCCUUGAAUAUUUUGUCGAGACACUGAGACGAUCUGUUUUCUGUUGAAAACUUUGUUUGACGACAUUUGCCACGGCAAAAUAAAUUUGCUGUGGAUCAGCUUGGAUCAGGAUCUUAGACAUUAGAUCUCCACGUCUUAAGUUGUACGAACCUUUUUGAACAAUUGGCAAUCGCUAGCAGUUAGAAGAGAAAAUGUACGUAUUUUCCUGAAGCAUUCACCAUUGUCAAGAAAAUAAUUUCAGCCUGAUGGUUCAGCCAGACUGGCCUGCAUUUUAAAAAAUGUUUCGGUAGAACCAACACUGUGGGUUUUAUUCCAGACUCACUAUGAAGUUAUAAAUUAAAAUUGCAUGUUGCGCCCAUUGGCAUUCCGUAUAGUCGACCAUUCGAAACAUUCAUACCGCACUCUGAAAGAUUCUUAAACAUGAGCGGUAUUGCCCCGACCCUGGGCGACUCAAUAACAACUUUAUCGGAAGCGCUCACUUUGGAAAUCGGCCCCUUCGAAGCUGUUCAUCGAUGGAUUUCGUUGCCCGAGUGUGAUGAGUUUGUAGGGGCCAGACGCAGCAAGCACACCAUGGUAGCGUAUAAUGACUCGAUAUAUGUAUUUGGAGGCGACAAUGGAAAAAGCAUGCUCAACGACCUGAUCCGGUCCGAUGUUAAGGAGAAGAGUUGGGGUCGGGCUUUUGCCACUGGUACUCCUCCAGCUCCCAGAUAUCACCAUUCAGCAGUGGUUUACAACGACUCGAUGUUCCUAUUUGGCGGCUAUACCGGGGACAUUCACUCAAAUUCGAAUCUCACCAACAAAAACGAUCUUUUUGAGUACAAAUUUAAAACUGGCCAGUGGUCCGAAUGGAAGUUUGUGGGGAAAAUGCCAGUGCCACGAUCCGCUCAUGGAGCAGCCGUGUACAAUGAUAAGUUGUGGAUUUUCGCUGGCUACGAUGGAAACGCCCGGCUCAACGACAUGUGGACAAUCAACUUGGGGUUUGGCGAAAAAGUCUGGGAUGAAGUUCAGCAGAAGGGCGAGUGUCCGCCCACUUGUUGCAACUUUCCCGUAGCUGUUGCCCGGGAGUCCAUGUUCGUCUUCAGUGGACAAAGUGGGGCAAAAAUGACGAACUCUCUGUUUCAGUUCAGUUUCAGGGACAAAACUUGGACGAGAAUUUCAACUGAAAACAUUUUGCGAGGCGCGCCGCCGCCUCCAGCAAGAAGAUAUGGGCAUACCAUGGUAGCUUAUGAUCGGCACUUGUAUGUUUUUGGCGGUGCCGCCGAUGCCACUUUGUCCAACGAUUUGCACUGUUUCGACUUGGAUACGCAGUCUUGGAGCGUGGUUCAACCAGAUCCGGAGUCAGAUGCACCCUCAGGGAGAUUGUUCCAUGCAGCUGCAGUGGUCAAUGAUGCCAUGUUCAUAUUUGGAGGAACUGUCGAUAAUAAUGUUCGCAGUCGGGAUAUGUUUCGCUUUCAGUUUACAAGUUAUCCUAAAUGUACACUCCACGAGGAUUACGGAAGUUUGCUGACCAAAGAAGAGUGCCAGCGUUACUGCGACAUUCGUUUCCUUGUGGGUGAAGACGAGGAGAAAAUAUUGGCGCACGUCCCCAUAGUGGCGGCCAGAUCUUCGUAUUUGCGAGAGAAAAUCCGACUGGCAAAAAUCGCAAUGGAGAAGCAUGUGGAGAAGCUCUUUACGGACAACAAUAAAGUCAACGAUAUACACGCGACUGAUUUUUUGGAAGUGAAGCUGCCUGGUGCGAACUGCGACGCCUUCAGGAUGGUGCUGGAUUACAUUUACACCGACAGCAUCGAUCCAUCCAAAUAUGUAAAUAAAGCUGAACCGGACCAGGAAAAAAAUACCCUUCUUAGGAUUAUGGACGUUUAUCAGCUGGCGGAGGAAUUUCAAAUGUCCCGACUGGAGCAUCUUUGCGUUCAGUUUAUAAACACAACGAUCUGUUUGAACAACAUCGUCGAAGCUUUAAAGAACGCCGACAAGCUGAAGCUGGAUUUUAUUAAGGAGCAAUGUUUGAGAUUUAUAGUGAAAGAUACGAACUUCAAUCACAUAAUCAGAAGCGCGGAGUUUGAAACUUUGGAAAGCCGAUUGAUUGUACAGAUUCUUUUUCGAAAGCAAAUGCCGCCAUCAAAGACUGCAAAUGAAACCAUGUUCGACUUAUCAAAGAAUUCACUGGAAUACGACAUGCAGAAUUUUCUGCAUAACACUGGAAAACAAUUCUGCGACGUUGAUCUCAUAUUGGAAGAUCAUGUCAUCCCAUCCCAUAAGGCCAUUCUGGUCGCUAGAUCUGGAUAUUUUGAGGCCCGGUUUCGAUCCUGUAUGCCCAAUGAAACAGAUAAAAGGGUCAACAUAAAAAUUGGAGAAAUUACGCCGUCUAAGAAGUCCUUUGACACGCUUUUGCGAUACAUCUACUACGGGGACACGAAAAUGCCCCCCGAGGAUUCAUUGUACCUUUUCGCAUCUGCUUCAUUUUUCAAUUUUUCGAAUAUUCGCUUGCAAGCGAUCUGCAAACAGAAUCUAGAGCGGAACGUCACGCAUGAAACAGUUAUUGAUGUGCUCGAGGCGGCGGAUCGAAUCCAAGCAAUUGAUAUGAAGAAAUACGCUUUAGAGUUGAUUGUCUUGAACUUUAAAAAGGUCGUGAAGCAGCCCAGAUUGAAAAUGCUGGACAAGGCGCUGAUAUUGGACAUCUUGGACACGUUGGGUGAUUUCAUGAGUAAAAAGGAGCUAUCUGACCCAUGACAAACCAGGAAUAGCUUCAGCGGUGAUAUGUGGCGGCGGAAUGACAAGAAAAGAUUGGCUAAUGAAGCCAUGUGGGUCUUUAGCCGGAGAUUUAUCUACAUCAAGGGCAUUAGGAUUAAACCGGAGUACUUGCCGAGCAUGCCGUACGUGCAGAACACCAAAGGUAAUUUAUUAUGCUUCUUUAAAACAUAAUUGCAUUUCGAGCAGUUUACUUAAACGGGCUGCUUGUGGAGUCGAUAAAACGGCAACUCGAUUAAUAAAUUUAUCGCCACUUGAAAAGUGGAAACGUUCUCAAAAUGCAGUAGAGUGUGCCUAGUAGGCACGAUAUUUAAAAAUGUUCAUCACUACUAGAAUGUAUUUUAAAGCACUAAAUGUCGGUUUAAGUCCACACCUUCAUACAUGUGUCAAAUGUAUGCCCUAAUGAUAAGAACCGCUAGUUAAAUUUAAACUAUAUCAUAAGUAAAAGGGCCUUUUGGAAACUGGGGAAUCGUGCAAUAUAAGAUAAUCGAGUUAAUGAAGUAACAGACGACGAUCAAAUGACUUUUUUUCUGAUGAUAUUAUACUGAUCAUUUGCAUUUUACGCUAUUUGUGAUGAUGGGCAAUUCGUUCAUUCAGUGCUAAUUCUUUGUGAUAAUUACAUAUUUUAUGUAGCUGCAAUUCGGGCAUUAACUCUACUUUAAUAACUUUUGAAAAUCUGUCUUAUAGAUCACUUAAUACUGUUAUGAAUGUUUAAAAAUCUCUAUUAGUGUUAAGGCUGUUUGUUGUCUGAAUUUUAAUCACUAUAUUACAUCGUAGUAUGAUACAUAAAUAAAUAUAUUAAUUGGAGCAUAUUAAACCACAAAUUAGUAUAUAGUCUCAAUAUCCAGACUAGCCCUAAACGUUUUUUUAACCAGAAUAUCGUCUAGGCCUGGGUAGCACUGUGUUGAGUUGCACUUUUGGGUUGUUGCCGCUCUGAGUUUAUGAGUAACGUUUGCAAUCACUCCUAAAAGUUUACCAGAAAAAAAUUCCACAAAAUUAUACAAUUUUUGGGCAAAGGCUUAACAUCGUUUUUUAAUUGUAUGAAAGUGAAAAAUGGAAAUUCGGAACAAUGAUUCAUUCAUUAAAUGUUUUAAUGUAAAUUAGUUAAUUUAAAUUAAUCUAUUAAUUAAAUGAUUAACACAAAAUUGCGUUUUACUGCAAAGCAUAAGUUGAAGAUUGUUCUCAACACAGAAAUCUUGAUUUUGGAUAAAUAACAUAAUUUAAUUACAAUAAUAAAUAACAAUAAUUGGAAUUAAAUCGUUUGGAAGAUUGAUAUUUGCUCUUGGAAUUUGUGAUUUAAUCUUCGAUUUAAUAUAUCCGAAUGCUAUUCAAAAUCAGCCCGGUAGUAUCAUAAUAAUGAUUUUUCCAUGUGUAUAAAAAAUUAUACCAUUUAAACUAAAUUUAUAUAACCUGAUCUUCUAGAAGGAAAUGUAUAAAUGUAAUAAAUAAUAUAAAUAUUAAA
Messenger RNA from Dendroctonus ponderosae (mountain pine beetle), 4362 nucleotides. RefSeq names its product leucine-zipper-like transcriptional regulator 1 (gene Lztr1). The transcript has 13 exons. Bases 573 to 2882 code for a protein of 769 amino acids. Gene Ontology annotation, cellular component: Golgi apparatus. Gene Ontology annotation, molecular function: protein binding. Lineage: Eukaryota; Metazoa; Arthropoda; Insecta; Coleoptera; Curculionidae. The record is from RefSeq and is a predicted model, not a curated record.